AUGGAGAUGCAAGUUCAUAGAAUUUCCAAAGAAACCAUUAAACCAUCUUCCCCAACACCUUGUCACCUACAUUCCUUCAAAAUCUCCAUUUUGGACCAACUUUUCACCUCUUUCUAUUUCCCAUUACUGUUCUUCUAUACUUCGAGUCCCCAUCUCUCUACUGACCAAAAAUUGACAAUCCUUAAGGAUUCAUUAUCAAAAACCCUAACUCGUUUUUACCCACUUGCUGGAAGGAUCAAAGACUCCAUCAACAUUGAUUGUAACGACGAGGGAGUUUCAUUGGUAGAAACCAGAGUAAAUUGUGCAAUGUGUGAUUGUCUUAAGCCACCCGAAACUGAGUCACUUAGCAAGUUGCUUCCAUGCCAAUUUACAUGCCCGGAGCCCGUAGAGAAGGCGGUGCAAGUAGCUAUUCAGGCUAACAUAUUUGACUGUGGUGGUAUUGCUUUAGGAAUAUGUUUCUUACACAAACUCAUAGAUGGAACAACUUUUAGUGCUUUUAUCAAAUCCUGGGCUGAAAUUGCUCGAGGAGAUGGUGAUAAAGAAGUGUGUGUGGAUAGCAUGGUUGCGUCGUCACUUUUUCCACCAAAUGAAGCUGUAUCGACUCAUAUGCCAUUCAUCACACAAGUUGUGCCUACAAAAGAAGAGGGAGAAAGUAGCAUAAAGAGGUUUGUGUUCGACGAGAUGUCCAUAUCUUGUUUGAAGAACAAGGCUAGAAGUGAAAGUGUUCCAAACCCAACUCGGGUCGAGGUGGUCUCUGGACUACUAUGGAAAUGCCUCACCAGUGCUUCUGCAAUGAAAUUAGGCUCCCAAACUUCAUCUGUGUUAGUACACAUAGUUAAUUUACGCCCGAGAUCAAAUCCUCCGCUACCAGAUUAUUCGAUUGGAAAUAUUAUUUGGAGAUCUAUUGCAUAUUAUGACCAAGUUACCAUGCAAGAUAAAAACCUACCUUGCUUGGUGGAUCUUCUGAGAAAAUCUAAAGAGGUAAUUGAUUCUGACUACUUACAGAAUUUGCAAGGUGAAGAAGGUUAUAAGCAAAUUUCUAAUUUGCUUGAUGAUGAGGGUGAAAUUUAUUCGAAAUCAGGAAUUGUUUACGUCUUUUCAAGCUUAGUUAACAUGGGGUUCUAUGAAGUGGAUUUUGGGUGGGGAAGGCCUAUGUGGGUCACUGUGGGACCAAUUAUGCAGGGAGAACUAAAGAAUGUUGUUUACCAAAUGGAAAGUAGAUCUGGUGGUGGAAUGGAAAUAUGGGUGAUCUUGAACAAGCGAGCAAUGGCAAUAUUAGAACAUGAUCCAGAGAUCAUACAAUAUGCCACCUUGAAUCCUGAUAUAUGA
Tripterygium wilfordii is the source of this 1329-nucleotide messenger RNA. Its product is annotated as stemmadenine O-acetyltransferase-like. The coding region runs from base 1 to 1329 and encodes 442 amino acids. The transcript has a single exon. The record is from RefSeq and is a predicted model, not a curated record. Lineage: Eukaryota; Viridiplantae; Streptophyta; Magnoliopsida; Celastrales; Celastraceae.